Thlaspi arvense is the source of this 1422-nucleotide messenger RNA. NCBI's taxonomy places the organism in Eukaryota, Viridiplantae, Streptophyta, Magnoliopsida, Brassicales, Brassicaceae. The record is from the annotation of a GenBank genome assembly.
AUGGAAGCUUCUUUACCGGAAGAAGUGCUUCAGCCGCUGCUCAAUGCUUCGGAUUUAUCAUAUUCCCUACAAGAGUGCUUGCAGUUUCUUCUCGAGGUUUCCAGGACCGAUUCAGGCCGCUCCGAUCUCGCUUCGAAGGCUAUCCUCCCGUCGAUCAUUCGCCUUCUUCAGCUUCUCCCCUACCCAUCUUCCCGCCAUUACCUGAACCUCUCUCUCAAGGUCCUCCGAAACCUCUGCGCCGGCGAGACCUUGAAUCAGAACGCUUUCAUCGAUCACGACGGUUCUGUUGUCGUUUCCGACUUGCUGGAUUCCGCGAUCGGGGAUUUCGAGACUGUUCGGUUCGGAUUGCAGGUUCUGGCGAACGUUCUGGUGCUGGGAGAGAAACGCCAGAGAAAUGUGUGGCUGCGAUUUUUCCCGGAGAGGUUCUCGGCGAUCGCUAAGGUUAGGAGGCGGGAGACGUGUGAUCCGCUGUGCAUGAUUCUGUAUGCCUGCUUCGAUGGAAGCUCGGAGAUAGCUUCGCAACUUUGCAGCGAUGAAGGACUAAGCAUCAUCGCCGAAACCAUACGGACAUCAUCUUCCGUUGGGUCUGUAGAGGAUUAUUGGCUCAAGCUACUGGUUUCGAGACUCUGCGUUGAAGGCGAUUGCUUCCCUCCCCUCUUCUCCAAGCUAUACGAGGCUGGAAACGAAGCGUUUACAUCAGAGCAGGCCGUUCUUAUGAGGAUGGUGUCUGAUAUUGCAAACGAGCGGUUAAAAGAAGUGUCAGUCCCCAAGGCUGCAACUCAUGCCAUUCUGAGAUUAUUGAACCAAUCGGUGGACCAAGUUUUCGAUCAUGUUUCGAGUGAAAGAUCGGAGCUUCCAACGGGUUCAGCUGUAAUCGACGUGAUGGGAUACUCUCUGGUUAUCAUAAGGGACACCUGCGCCGGAGGAAGCCUUGAAGAACUCAAAGACGCCAACAGCGGAACAGGUGAUACUGUGGAGUUGCUCUUGUCCUCCGGAGUGAUAGAGCUCCUCCUCGAUCUGCUUCGCAGGCUUGAGCCCCCAACAACGAUAAAGAAGGCGAUGAAGCAGAGCCCUACUGGUUCUUGCUCAAAGCCUUGUCCUUACAGAGGUUUCAGGAGAGACGUUGUGGCUGUGAUCGGGAACUGCGCGUACAGAAGGAAAGAGGUGCAAGAUGAGGUGAGGGAGAGAGACGGGCUCUUCGUGAUGCUGCAGCAGUGCGUGACGGACGAUGAGAACCCGUUCUUGAGAGAGUGGGGCUUGUGGUGCGUCAGAAAUCUGCUCGAAGGGAACCAAGAGAACCAGAAAGCGGUUGCUGAGUUGGAGAUGCAAGGCUCCGUGGAUGUGCCUCAGCUCCGAGAGAUUGGUCUCAGAGUUGAGAUUGAUCCUCUUACAUCCAGGCCUAAGCUCGUUAAUGACACCUGA